GUAUAAGCUUAAUGUAAAAAAAACAGUAAAUCAUUUUCCCGCUAUACAUCUACAAAAGCGAGUUUACCGUUCUAUAAAAACUAAAUUUACCUAUUCCGAUUAAUUUAUUCUUUGAUUUUUACUCUGCUACAUCGUCGUCAUGUAAACAAAUGUCAAUGUCAUUAAUCAUAUGUCAAUUACAAAAAUUAUUGCGAAUCCUUGCCAAUUUGUUUUUGUUUGCUAUUAUACAAGCAUUUAGAAGUGCCAAUCGUUUAUAUCUUGACUCUUUAUACACUGAUGUAAUUAAACGUUUAUGUUUCUAAUAAUAUUGUUCAUUGCCGUGUAACCCUGUAAUAGUUUUAUUGAAAUCAAUGAUAAGGAUUUAGUUUGAAAAUAAUGCAAAUUUAAUCAAUUUGAUUUAGUUACAAUAAUAGCAGCUAUUCACAAUGGAGUACGACAAAGAGGAACAUACAUGGCGAAGGCAAUCAUCGUCUACGUUGAAGCAGACUACUUGUCAGCCAAUGCCGAAAAGAUCGCACACAGUUGCAGUUAUUGUGUUAGGAUUAGCAGUACUCAGUUGUUUGUUAGGGUACUGCGUCCUAAGCGAAACACUACCCUAUGAAUCUAAAACAUUGCGUCUGGUGAUUGUUCUAUUUCGUCAUGGUGCUAGAACUCCAAUAUCAAGCUAUAAAAGUGAUCCUUUCAAGAAUUAUCAAUGGCCUGAUGGACUUGGAAGUUUAACAAAUGCUGGAAAACUACAGCUGUAUGAGUUGGGUAAAAAGUAUCGUAACUAUUACGCUAACUUUAUCCCAGAGGAAUAUUAUGAGAAGGAUGUUUAUGUAAGAAGUAGUGAUAAGUCUCGGUGCUUGAUGAGUGCAUACACCUUCCUUGCUGGGCUCUACCCACCAUCGGACCGGCAGAUGUGGCAUCCAGAGUUACCAUGGCAACCAAUACCUGUACAUUCCCUGCCUAAAGAGUUGGACGAUAUAAUAGCACAGACGAAGCCGUGCAAAGUUUGGAAAUCAAUGUAUGAAGAAUUAUUAGAAGAAGCCAAUGCCGAUCCUAAGUUUGCCGAACUAUUUGAUUAUCUCAGUAAACAUACAAAUCAAACUAUGCGCAGCGUUUUAAACGUAGACUUCCUGUACAGCACUCUGCAAACACAACAGGAGGCAGGAUUGAAACUCCCAGAUUGGACAAAGAAUGUGUUCCCGAAUAAAAUGCGUACUCCGUUCAUGCUCAGUCUGGCUUUGUUAUCGUAUAAUCAAACUUUACAAAGGCUUAAAGUAGGUCCACUUUUAAAUGAAAUUAAAAUGAAUUUACAAGAUAGUGUGAGUCAUACAAACUUGGAUCGUUCACUGUACAUCUAUUCCGGGCAUGAUGUGACAGUGGUCAGUCUGUGGCGUACUCUCGGCUAUACUGAGCUGUUGGAGCCAGAGUAUGGAGCCAGUCUUGUACUAGAACUGCAUGAGGAAGUCGAACAAGAUACAUUUUUUGUUAAGUUAUUCUAUCGCAAUAAUACGAAAGUGGAAGUUCCCAUGGAGUUGAAUAUGCCAUUCUGUGAUGAUCCCUGCACUUACAACCGUUUUAUAGAACACAUUGAAACUUUGAUUCCAAAUAAUUGGCAGGAAGAAUGUCAAAACUGAUAAUUAUGAUACUCUCAGAUUAAUUAACAAGGUAUGUUUGAUGUAGACAUGUGUAUGUUAUAUUGUUCACUCACAGGAUCGUAAUUUUCACGUAAAUCGUUAUAAGUGUGCAUGUUUCUAUGUAUAGCUUAACCAUGAACAUAAAAAUCCAGGACAAUGAGAUACUACAAUCGGCUUUACUUCAUUGCACCAAGAAAUUAGGUACAUAUUUUACCACAAUAUGGUAAGAUUUAAAUGAGCUAUCGGGGAAACUGGCGGUGUUCCAACUUAAAAGCUACAAUCGUUUUAACAUUUUGAAACAAAACACAGAACAAAAUGGCUAGUUUCUUUUUAUUAUUCUUCCUUCGUUUGCAACACUCACUGCUUUCUUAUCAAUUAUCUGUAGGAAGAGACAGAGUUUGUCUCUUUGCAAUGGACAAGGCAAUUUUUCUUGAGUGGAACAUCGGGGAUUUCCCCAACUGUACCUGGUCAGGCUAUAUAGCAAUUUCAUUACCAACAAUCAGUAAACUUAAUUUUUUAAAUCACCAAUUUUUAGCUUCCAUUUUUAAGGGAUUUAUAAAGGAACAUUUUACAUUCUCACAGAAUUUAUUAAUGUUAUAUCUACGAUAAACUUAGGCUAUAUUGUUGGAAUUUUACUCGAAUAUAUUUGCUAUAUCUUGUGAAGUUAUCUUUAAUAAAUAAAAUAAUGUUAUAUGGAAAUAAAUCUUAUAAACCUAUAGUGCCAUAUGUUUGUAAUUCUUAUUCACUUUGUAUAUAAUUUUUAUCUAAUUCUAAUCUUAGAUUUUUAUAAAGGCCUAAUUAUUGGAAUUUUAACCAUGUAAACUAUUUUGUCUAUUCUCCGUUCAAAUAUUAUAUGUAAAAGUCGUUCUGAUGACCCGUUAAAUAUAUUAAUUUU
This is a messenger RNA of Papilio polytes (common Mormon), 2517 nucleotides long. Its product is annotated as lysosomal acid phosphatase-like. The coding region runs from base 426 to 1622 and encodes 398 amino acids. Gene Ontology annotation, biological process: dephosphorylation. Gene Ontology annotation, molecular function: phosphatase activity. NCBI's taxonomy places the organism in Eukaryota, Metazoa, Arthropoda, Insecta, Lepidoptera, Papilionidae. The transcript is spliced from 6 exons. The record is from RefSeq and is a predicted model, not a curated record.